CAAGCGAGCAAGCCUGACAACCGGUCGACUCCAUUUAUUGAUAUACAACGUAUGUCGAUAGUAUGUGAGAGCACGCCGUGUCACGAAACACAGCUGUUGUUGAUUACUUCAUCGCCUGUGCUGUGGAAAUUGUGUGUGGAAAUUGAGGAAAAUGCAACAAUCCGUUUUAUUAAGCCAACUCGCCACCGCCAACAAGCUGUCCGUGGAGCCAUGGCCGGAAGACGCCACACUAUACCAGCCCUACGAAGUGGAGCAGAUCUUAUUGCCGGAGAACGCCAGUUGCCUGGCCGUGAAGGCGUACCUGAAGAUGUGCAACUUACCGAUUGACGUAAGGACGUGCUCGAAUGCAGAGCACAUGUCGCCGGGUGGACGCAUGACCAAGCUGCCCUUUAUCCGAGCUGGGGCAUUUAUCUUGGCCGAAUUCGAGCCAAUCGUCAACUUUGUAGAGCAGAAGGAGAUGGCAAUCGGGAACCUGCAGGACGAGGAUGAGAAGGCCGAUAUGCGGACAUAUGUGUCGCUGGUGGAGAACAUCUUCACCAUGGCCGAGCUGUACAUCAGUUUUAAGAACGAGCGCGUCUACAAGGAGGUCACAGCCCCACGCAAUGGCAGUGUCUAUCCGUGGCCCAUGAACCACAUGCAGAACUAUGGCAAGCGACGCAACGCGCUUCGUCUGCUGAAGGUCUAUCAGUGGGACGACCUCAACAUAGACAAUGUCAUUGAGAAAGUGGCCAAAUGUUGCGAGACGCUUGAAUAUAAACUAAAAGAGUCGCCCGACACGCCCUUCUUCUAUGGCGACCAGCCCUGUGAACUGGAUGCCAUUGCCUUUGGACAUCUCUUCAGCAUACUGACCACCACGCUGCCCAAUAUGGCUCUCGCCCAGACUGUGCAAAAAUUCAAGCAUUUGGUGGAGUUCUGUCGCUUCAUCGAUGAGAAAUACUUUCAGACCAGGUGCCUGCAAUGAGUUUAGCUCAUGCUUUUGGCUUUUACUUUUACUUUACUAUCAUUUUGUACAGCACACAAAUAGGCAACAAUGCUGGCCAAAGUAAAUGCAAAAUUAUAGUUU
This is a messenger RNA of Drosophila obscura, 1063 nucleotides long. Its product is annotated as metaxin-2. The coding region runs from base 152 to 961 and encodes 269 amino acids. NCBI's taxonomy places the organism in Eukaryota, Metazoa, Arthropoda, Insecta, Diptera, Drosophilidae. Gene Ontology annotation, cellular component: SAM complex. The transcript has 2 exons. Gene Ontology annotation, biological process: mitochondrion organization. The record is from RefSeq and is a predicted model, not a curated record.